Messenger RNA from Caenorhabditis auriculariae, 2312 nucleotides. The record is from the annotation of a GenBank genome assembly. NCBI's taxonomy places the organism in Eukaryota, Metazoa, Nematoda, Chromadorea, Rhabditida, Rhabditidae.
AUGUCGGAAAGAGCACGCGAUUUUCAGGUCUCCGCCAACAACAGCCGAUGUGGCGGCUCCAAACGCCUCCGCUACAGUAUCCAAGACGGCGCGGUGAGACCAAAACAUCAAAAUUCAAAGUCUCGCUACGAGGAAUCGGAGGAGAAAAUUUUACAAGCAAUAAGAACAACUACACAUUCAAAUGAUGUGUUCAAAUAGAAAGAUCUAUCAUGCGUACGGGUAAAUAAUUAGAUAAACUGUCCUUUCUAAAAGGAAAUCCCUCCAAUCGAAUAUUCAACCGAAAAAAGAGUGGCUGAAAAGAGUGAAGUCUCAGAUUCUGAACAUCGACUCCAUUUCUGGGACAGUGUGUGUGGAGAAAAGCUUCGACUACGAAACGCAAACGACGUUCCAGACCAACGUGAUCGCAUCCAACUCCGGUAGGUCAGACGGUCAUCGUGACCAGAGCUCUCAAAAUCAACUAUUCAUCAGUUCUUCAAACUAAAACGAGCUAAUUGGAAGUUAUAGAUUGAGAUAGCUCACAGCUCCAAACUGAAUAUGAAUUUACCACCUUCCCAAAAGGGAGAGUCAACGGGACUAUCGAAGUUCAGAAAAAAUAUAGAAGCUCAUGAAGAAAAUUUGAAAUGUUUUUAAAAAAUGUAUUCUCUUCAUCUGUAGAGAGUGAGUAGGACUUUGUGUAAGAUUUAACCAAAAAUUCAUAUUUUCCUUGAACAUUCGAUAUAAGGCUAGUGGUUUUGAUAUCUUGCCGAAUGCCAGGCGGAGAAUCUUCGACGGCCUUGGUAUCGAUUCGUGUGACCGACGUCAAUGACAACGCACCUGUCUUCUACCCUCAGAUCUACAACAUUUCGGCUCGGGAAGGAGAACUCUCCGAUUCGGCUUUGCUAGUCGUGUCCGCCGUCGACGCCGAUCGUGGCGUCUUCGGACAGGUACAUCCAAUCUUCUCAGAAAUCGUAUUCAUCGAUGUUCAAGCUCUCUAACAUUGAAGUUUUCAAGAAGAUUAAGCAUUACGAUGUGUUCGAAUUCUAACUUCUGAUAAGAAAUGUUUCGCCGAGAAUUUCCUGUUGUAAAUUCUUUAAAUAAGAAAUAUUUUCAACCGAUGUUUACCUUCAUGAAGCGAUAUGGAUCAUUCAUUUAGCGAUGUAGACUCUAUUGCUUCAUGAGUCAGACAGAAGUGGUGAUUAAGUUAGUUUACUCUAAGAAAAAAAAUGCCUCGAAAAAAGUUUUAAUGUUUAUAGAGAAAGAGGAAGUUUUCAAAUUUGUGGAAAUAUCAAAUUCAAAGAGAAAAAGAAGUAAAGUCAGAGGUUUCCCAUCAAAAUAACAGCAGAGGAGGGCUAUGGUGGGUACACACGCCGAAUUAUAAGCUUCAAGGCAAAAGUGCAGAGAGCAGGUGGGAAAGUAAGGCUUCAAAACUGACUAUUAAUGACAUUUUUCCGCUCCGCUCGUGAGAGAAAGUAAAAAAAAUUUCCUGAGUAGCUUUCCCGUUAUCGUUAACGCAAAAAUUCUGAUUGAAGCCAACACUUAUUCUUCUUGAACGGCGAAAAAAAAGAGAUGAAUGUUGCCUCGGCACUAUGUAAUCAAAAAAUUUUAGAAAUACAUGACAAGAAUCAUAAAAAGCGAGGGAAUCUUUCGGAGUUUGUCUUAUUUUGUUUACCUUUAGCGUUGUUGUUUUGAAGAAAAAUUGAAUAUCAAAAUCCUUAAUAAACGCUAUAAAAAGCCGUUUAAUUACUGUUCUGAUUUUGGGAUAAAGAAAACAAGAAGUGCAGGUUCGAUAUGCGUUGAUGAGCGACUCUGCCACAUUUUAUAUCAAUAUAUCCUCAGGCGAACUUUUCGCUAAGGUGAGUCGAAAGUUUUUUUUUCCAAUUUUGUUAUUACAAAUUUCAAGAGACGCCUGCCGCGAGGGAAAUAUCAUUUGAUCAUUUCUGCUGUGGACGGAGGCGGCCUUCACGCCGAAAUCGCAGUAAGUUUUGUUCCUUUGAUCAUUUAUUCAUUGAACCAUACAAUGGAAAAGCGGGAUCUUCAUUCCAAGAAAUAGCAAGACAUUCCCAGCCAUGACUUCCUACCUCUGAAAGGUUGAUUUUCAAGGCGCACGUCCACAUUUUGGUGAUUUCGAGCGAUGCGGUGGCCCCGGUCUUCACUCAGCUGAAAUACGUCAUCAGGACGACGGAGGACAUUUUGCCAGGAAUCGUCAUCGGAUCCGUGGCUGCCGUCGCUCCAAACCCCGUUCGCUACAGGUUUCUGCCGAGCUCGGGCCAACCAGGAACGGGGCACCUCAAACCUUUGGUUAUGGGAACUUUAGCACAACCGGAAGAGGGUAG